AACACGGCUUGUCCACAACAGCAACAACAACCCGUCAAGACAGGACGACUUAAGGGGAAAGCACGAAUCGCUGCUAAGAAGAACAAGGGCAAUGGCACAGCUAAGACGACACCAGAAACAACUCCAGUACCUCGAUACAUCAUUUCCAUCAAGGACUUCAUCUCUCUGGCUGAAUACAUAUCUGCUUCCAAAAUCCCGGCUCUUUCGGUUCCAGAGGUAUUCUUCGACACCCUUCACCGAGUCAUCUCUGUGAGGUCUAGCUUCAGCGCAGAGCUAUCUCGCCACGGAGCAAAGCCAGACAUCGAGUCAGAUGCUAAACAUUCAUACUUUGUGGGCAUUCUUGAAAAGGUCCGCGAGGUGCUGAAACCUUUCAAGCCUCCGACUGCUUCCAGUUCAUCCGAUGAAGUGAGCACUCUGACUAAUCAGUUCGAUGCCCUUGAGGUUUAUGAACCAUCUCAAGACUUCCUCGAUGCACCAGACAUUGCAAGACCCCAGGCAGCUGGGCAAGAAGCAAUUAUCUACGAGGCUGAUCCAUCACCAACACUUGAAGAAGCCAUUAUUGCCUUCUCCAUGAUGUGCAAAGACCUAGCGGAGAUUCGGGACUUCAUUUCCGGUAUUUGGUCAUCGUUUGUUAGCCAGGAUGACGAAUCGGACGACGAAUUAAACGACCAGGACCCAGCCGUUAUGGCCGUGGUGACCAAUACGGGCAUCGAGUUCGCGGCGAAUAUCAUCGAGGACAUGGUGCCGAUCUUCAAGGAAUAUGGCGGUUCCUUCGCCCUCUGUCAACGAUACAUGGCCCGCAUUCUAGACCAACAAGGCGAAAGCCCCGAAGAAUUUGGUACGCGGAUGGGUGAGCCAUCGAGCCAGGAUGAUCAUUACGAUCUCGGCAAUUACUGCUACUUUUAUGUCGGCAGUAUCCUCCAAACUUUUGCUCUCGUUCCUUGGCAGGGGGGUGCCGGUCUCUAUCCGGAAGGACAUUUUGGGAUCUACGAUCCCGAGAGCGACUGGGAGUCCAAGACCGGGACCCAAAAGUUUGAAGAAGACGUCAUCAUCAUUGGCGAGCUUUUCAUGGAAGCCUUGGCGCUUGUUCAUCAUGUCUCUGGCUACCCUAUUUCGGAUGAGUUCAUUCGGGGCGUCCAACAAUUCAAGGAGACCAACGAGAUCCCUUUCAGUCUCGUCUUUGCGACCCAGGUCAACCUUGAUAUACAUCAUGCCGUUAGAGGCUAUGCUGAGUCCUCGGUCCCGACCCUUCUCCAACGAUUGUCUACCAUGAAUGGUCCUUUACAGGCCACUAUCAGGCGUCACAGGAAUCUCAAAAGCCCCCAUUGGUCACCCUCCGAUGAGAAAUGGUUGCAGGAGACCGCGGAGAGUAUCGAACAGUUCCUAAAAGACCCCUUGCACGAAGUCAAGACACUUCUUGCGGGUCGUGAUCUAAAGGCACAAGAACUAGUCGAGGCAACUGAGAAGCAUCGGCUUUUAAGAAGAUCUCCAAUCCUCGCUGGGCUGGCUCUGUAUCAUUACCGGGCUGAAGUGUAUGAGGUCAGCCUUGCAGUUACCAAUGCCUGGGGCUCAAUUAUUCUGCCAGCACAUUUGUACAACGCCGCUUCAAAGGAGGGCUAUUCGGAUUGUUUCUGGCCUGACAUGGAGCUUCUUUUUGAUAUCCUUGGCGAAGAGCAAUUCUUUGUUGGGGGGAGGCCUGACAACACUGCCGACUAUGUUACGCGAUUCAUGCUGCAGAUUGGCGUUUCUGCGUCUGUCUUUACAAACCGGAGACGCCGUUCCAAGAAGUUGGACAUCGAUGAUUUCUCUCGAGCAGGGACGAGGUUCCUCAAACCACGUGCUCCAAUCCACAGCAGUCUUCGGGAUCGAUACCAGAGGAAUAUGAGCCGGAUGAACUGGUCCCCAGAAAGCAUUGAGGAAAUUCUCUCGCGUUCAGAAAUCGGAGCCUCGGCCAAGAGCAUGAAACCAGGGGCUGCAAAGGCUGCUCGUAUCCCACUGACUAAGUUGUUGGCAUGUCUUGGUGAGGCAAUGGAGCUUGAAGUCCAUGAGCUUGCCUUCCCAUACAUGCUCAUGCAUGCAACUAACUGGGCGUUCCUGUCGGUUCUGAAAUCGAAAUAUGAUCCGCUUCUCCGAGCUAGCUUUGGGCCAGCAUACAUGCAACAUGAAUGGCAGCUGCCUUUGCUGGUAGGCCACAUAUUAGCUCUGGCCGAUGGCGUGAAUGGCGGGAACGACACAGUUUUGGAAUGGGCGGGUGGCGGGUUUGACGUGUUGGCUGACUUCGACAAGGGGACUGGUUACGUUGCCAUAGAUCAGAUGCUCAAGCUCUGCGGUCGUGAAUUCGAAGCGCCACGGGAAGAACUUGCUCGAUUGGUAUUCGGCUCGGGACCUGAGGAAGAUGACGAAGAAGAUAGCGACUUUGAUCCAGAUUGCUAA
Messenger RNA from Fusarium vanettenii 77-13-4, 2433 nucleotides. RefSeq lists its product as uncharacterized. The record is from RefSeq and is a predicted model, not a curated record. The transcript has a single exon. NCBI's taxonomy places the organism in Eukaryota, Fungi, Ascomycota, Sordariomycetes, Hypocreales, Nectriaceae. The annotation marks the transcript as partial.